This is a messenger RNA of Solea solea (common sole), 8030 nucleotides long. RefSeq names its product Rho guanine nucleotide exchange factor (GEF) 4 (gene arhgef4). NCBI's taxonomy places the organism in Eukaryota, Metazoa, Chordata, Actinopteri, Pleuronectiformes, Soleidae. Bases 168 to 6572 code for a protein of 2134 amino acids. The record is from RefSeq and is a predicted model, not a curated record. Gene Ontology annotation, biological process: intracellular signal transduction. The transcript has 15 exons. Gene Ontology annotation, molecular function: guanyl-nucleotide exchange factor activity; protein binding.
CGCGUGUCAGUGAAGUGUCAGCGGUGCUGCAGUGGCGUGUAACAGAGUUAUGGAGCGGACACUAUGAGAGAGUUUCGGGGCACCACACACUUCUGCAGCUCAGCGCUCUCUAAAAACUACUGUUUUUAAAGCUGUGCGGAAAACUUCCAUCCGAGCCACGGACACUGAUGGAGAGCCCGGCCAGGAGCAGAGGCUCUGCGGAGGAGGAGGAGGAGGAGCAGCAGCGCGGCUCCGGCCGCAGAGAUGGAGAGGAGCCGGGCAGCGGAGUCCAGUCUGAGCUGCUCAUGUAUCUCACCUGUCUGCCGGAGAGAUACCGGAGCGCCAAGUUCAGCCUGGCGGCGUACCUGCUCUGCUGGGUUCUGCUCAGGUGGUACCAGAAACUGAGAUGCCAGUCUGCACCUGCACAGCCCCAGGAAGCUCUUGAAGAAUACUCCCACCCCUCACAGGAGGGAGAUUUUGCUGCAGAUUCCUUGGAGAGGUUCGACAGAAGCUUAGGAGGCGGAGACACAUCUGAUGAGUAUUUUGACUCUCACUCAUGGCACAGCGACGCCCUGUCAGAUUUAACUCCAGACGGGGAGGAGUGUCUGGUUGCCCUGCUCGAGCUGGAGGAAGCGUACGAUGGUCGCAGAGCAACGGGCAGCAGCUUCCACAGUGGACAGAGUAAAGCCCGCAGGAGAGAGUCGGUGACAGCAAAAAACAGUCAUGGGAAUAAAGCGUAUCGUGGACAAACUGGUUGUAGCAGAAGGAAAAACCCAGAGAACUAUUUAGACUCAGCGCUCAGCACCAGAGAUCUUUGCUCAUCCCAUCCACAUCAAGAGGAAGUUAAAGGUGACCUGCAACAACAACCCGGUUUGCAGACAGAAACUCAACUCGACAGUUACACAGAGCCACACAGUUCACAUGUACUGAGCCAACACAACAGAAUAAAGGUAAAUACUCCACCAGACACACAGGAAGUCAAGCUGCUGGCAAAACCUGAAGAGGACAAUCCCCACAGAAACAAUGAGUCUGCAGAGGCUAAAACACACAUAGAUGCAACAGAGGCACAACAACAAGAACGGUUAGGAUGUUGUGACGUACAGGAUGUAGAAAAACAUCACAUCAGACACUGUGACACUGAGAAAAACACAGGUUUAACGAGAUCCAUCAGUGACUCUAACCAUCACAGACAGAGAGAAACUUCACAACAACAUCGUUUAGUCACUGACGACACGGCCGGUGAGAGUGUGACAGCGUGUUGUUACCAAACUCAUCAGAAAAUACACAUUCAUUGUCAAAACAAUUCAUACGUAACAGACGGAGUAAUAAAUGCACACAAAUCAAAGUGUGUGUGUACACCAGCACAUUCUAACCCUGAGAAUAAAUACACACACAGUGCAGAGGCAUGGGAAUCAAAUAACACAAACUCAGACACUCUCAGAACACAAACCAGUGCAGCUGGGGAGGAAAGCCCCAGCAGAGGCGCGUCAGAGAGCCACCCUCAGGUUUGUUAUAAUCAGGUGUCAGGUGUCUGCGUCCAGGCAGAGCAGUGUGUGUGUGCUGCCACUGUGACAGAGGGGACAGUCAAGGAAAUCUGCUCCUCUGUCACUUUUUCCCAAGAGUCCUCAGCCUCUCUCUCAUUGGACGCCGGUUCUACUGAGCAGACUGUUUCAAAAGAAUCCACUGGGAGGGAUCGAGAUAACACACGACCUCUAACGUUACAACCAUGGCACGGUCCAGGUCAAACUCAGGAUAGAAUUCAUCAUAAGUUAGAUCAGAGCGGUGCUACAAUAAAAACAACAUUUCAUAACCAGCUCCUUUCAAUAGACAGAUGUCUGACGGAGGCACAUUUAGACUCUAUAGAACCAGGACCUGACUCGUCUGAGGAAUCCUUGCAUCCUCACAUGUUCUCACAUAAUCAGCUUUUUUUAUCUGGCAACCAAGAAGCAGAGGAGACCUCCCGUCUGUUAUCAGGGAGGUUUACAGGAGGAGGUGGGAGGUUAGGAUCGUCCUGCUCUCGUCUCUGGAAAACUGAGGACGGUCGUGACAUUUUUGAGCAGAAAAACACUGUGGAAAUAGUGAGAAAAGUCAGUCUUCCACAGUUUGGCACAGCAGGGGUUUCUGACUUCAGGGAGCAGAGAGUCAUUCCAGAAGCAAGUGUCAGUGAUUCUUUCUUUUUGUCUCAGCAACUGCUGAACACGAACCCUGACAUAAGAGAAACAUCAACACAUGCAGACGCUGGUGAGUCCAGACAGGUUGGUAAUGGAGAACGACCAAGUCCAGGUCCAGAUACCAUUUCCCAACAAACCGGUGUCAGUGCAGUUUCAAGGCGAGUGCAGCUGGAUCUCCCUGAACCUUUGUGUAGCUUGAGAACUUCUCUUCUCUCAGACUCAAACAAUAACACCAAGGCCAGUAUUAGAAGGGUUCAGAGAGGCCAGGUCUCAGCUGGAGCCCAGAUCAGCUGCAAAGAUAAAGGACAAACAUUUUGCCCUCUCAUUGAGACAUCAAAAGAUUUGACCCCUGACCAUGUGGCAAACGUAGACGAUCCUCAGGAUAAUUCUGUGGCGUCGCUGUCUUCACUGGUCCACAGAUCCAGGAGCAGUGAGGAUGUAAAGUACAGUCAAGGCAAAGACCUUUGCAGCCAUUUAUAUUCAAGACAUGUUCAUACAGAUGAGUUAGAACAACUAACAACACAAGAAAGAACAGAGGAUACAAAGGUUUUAAGUACAUUUUGGCUCCAGUGUGCUAAUGUGGAUGAAGCCCUCAGGCCCAUAAAUGUAGAUGUGUACAGUGAAUGUAAAGAAGACAACGUACCUGAUGCAACGAUAGACAGCUUAUCUGAAUCAAAGUGCAGAGAACACCCACAGGUGAGUCUGCCAACUCCACCCCAAUAUUCACACUCCAAUAACAGCCUGAACCUUCUUACUGUGAGAGGUUUAGAGCCAAUCUGGGAGUCUGAGCAUCCAGUGGAAAAAAAAGACCCGGAAAUAAUGAGGCCUGCCGAGGACAGGGUUGUGGUUUCCCUUUCAGGGGACACCUCCAGUCCAGCAGGUCCGCGGCACCAAGCUGCAAACCCUGCUGAGUUAGAGGCCGACGUGCACAAUAGUGAAAAGCAUUGUAGACCCAUGACUGUCGCCUACGAUGCUGUGUGUUACACCUCAGUCAGUGGCAGCUGCAGUGAGUAUGAGGACGCACACUUUUCUACUUCAGACACACAUGCAGAUGUUGAUGGAACCAUCAAGAGGAGAAAAACGAAACGGAGCCAAACAGGAAAUAGAGGCUCUACGUUUUCUGUCUUUGCUAAAAUGCCUUCUUUUAGGAAGGCUAAGGGUGCAAAGGGUUGCAGAAGUGAGGAGGUACCCCAGGAGUCAUUGGAUGGAGGAGAGGGCCCCAUGUCUGAACAGGGGCCAGGGAUAGACAACUUAGAUGACGAGGUUUUUGACAAAGACCAGACAUUCCAACAGGAAAUGUCCCCAGUGGGAAACAACAUAGACAAAGAGGACUGUGGGUUUUUACACUCAACUCCAAACUCUGACCACGUCCCUCAUCUGGACAGUCAAAGCAGUGUCCACAUUGGUAAUGGUGGAACAAGCCCAGACAAUGCCCUUUUUGAGCAAGUUGAUUCACCUCACAGACAGACCUACAAGAGGAGCAAGAGUAAUGACAGUUUAAACAUCCGCAUGCGCUUUGCACAAGCACACAAGACGCUUUCAAGUCUUUUCGAGUCCCGCUCCAUUGACAAGAAGAAUGAGGAGCAGGCUUCUGUGGACACUGAUGUGGAUUCUGGUAAAAUCAAACAAUCCUGGAGGAAGCUGAAAAAGGCCAAGGAGGCAGAGCCACUUAAAAAUCCUCAGACCGUGUCGGACGGGGAAUGUAGCAGCAUCACUUCAGGACAAGACUGUGGACACUUUGCGUCCUCCCCGCUCCUGGACAGGUCCAGCAAUCCAGGGUCACUGUCCUCCAUUAGAAACCUACGCCACACUGAUCCCAUCUCCAAACGUGGAUUCUCACCAGGAAGUGGAAAUGAAAACCCACUUGGCUGCAAAUCUGAAGGUCAGAGAAGAAAGUGUUCCCCAAAUGCUGCACCUGGCCGAGCUUCACUGUUUGACGACUCUCCCGUCUUACAAACCAACCACAUCAGCCCGGGUUCACCGCUGAGUCCCAGUUCAUCUGCUUCCUUUGCUCAUCAGCACUCAGUGGCCUGUGAGGGCGUGCCUGAAAGCCCCCUACGGCCAAUGAGCCCUAAACCCAACAGCCCCAGACCAGCAGCUCAGCGUAAACUGUUUCGCUUCCCUCACUCAUCGAGGGCCACUUCUGUGUGUCCUACUGUUCUCGCUCAGUCAGUCAGUGUGGAAGGACUGACCGACCCCCCUGAGAGACCUAAGACCCUGAAACCUUCCACAAGCCCACUGGGUGUCAGCCUCAGCCUUCUGGAUGCAGCUGAGCACAGAACAGAGAGCCAGUCACACAUCAACCUGUUUGCCAUUGGCUUCGUCAGUGAUCCGGAGGGCACACACAGUGAUGGUCGACCUGCCAGCCAGACCAGAACAAGAAAGCAUUUGGACGUAGAGGGCGAAGGGAAGUCCUCCGUGGUUCUUGGUGGACUCAGGACGGGCCACUGGGUGGAUGUGGGUCGUCAUGGAAGUUGUCGUCAGAGAAACUGUACAGACGACCUUUGGAUUGAAGAGCAAAAGAAAUAUAAACGCAAAUUGGCUCGAGCCAUCAGAGGAAGCGUGGGACAGCUCAACACUCUGAUAUCAGCAGACAUGGACAAAACUGAUGACGGCGUCACCUCAGGACUCGUCAAGGCUUUCAGAGGAAUGCCGCUCAAGGCCCACUGCUUCUCACACAGCACUCCCAUUGGACUGGACUGUCUGGGCUGGAGGAGACACGUCUCUUACACCUCGGUGGUCAUUCCUGAUGGAGCAUCAGAGAAGACAGCGCUCGGAGACGAGCUGGGAAGUGAAGACGAUCUGCUGUAUGAAGACUUUCGCAGUUCUGGACAUCGUUUUGGACACCCAGGAGGAGGGGGAGGGGAGCAGCUGGCCAUCAAUGAGCUGAUCAGUGAUGGAAGCGUGGUGUACGCCGAGGCGCUGUGGGACCACGUCACCAUGGACGAUCAAGAGCUUGGUUUCAAGGCUGGUGAUGUCAUCGAAGUAGUUGAUGCUACGAACAAGGAGUGGUGGUGGGGUCGUAUCAUGGACAGUGAAGGCUGGUUUCCUGCCAGCUUUGUGCGGUUGCGUGUGAAUCAGGAUGAGCCCAUGGAGGAGUAUCUGGCCCAUCUGGAGGAGGUAAACACUGGAGAGAAGGACCAGGCGGCUCUCGGCUUGAUAUUAGGACCUGGUUUACCGUGCAAAGAGCAGAUGAGGACCAAUGUCAUCAAUGAGAUCAUGAGCACAGAGAGAGACUACAUCAAACACCUGAAAGACAUCUGUGAGGGUUAUAUCAAACAGUGCCGCAAGAGGACAGACAUGUUCACUGAGGAGCAGCUUCGUGUCAUCUUUAGUAACAUUGAGGAGAUCUACCGAUUCCAGAGGAAGUUCCUGAAAGGUCUGGAGAAGAAGUUCAACAAGGAGCAGCCACACCUCAGCGAGAUCGGCUGCUGCUUCCUCGACCAUCAAACAGAUUUUCAGAUCUACUCAGAGUACUGCAACAAUCAUCCCAACGCCUGCAUCCAGCUCUCCAAGCUGAUGAAAGUCAACAAGUACGUGUUCUUCUUUGAAGCCUGCAGACUGCUCCAGAGGAUGAUCGACAUUUCCUUAGACGGCUUCCUGCUCACUCCAGUUCAGAAGAUCUGCAAGUACCCACUGCAGCUGGCCGAGCUGCUCAAAUACACCAACCCACAGCACAGAGACUACAAAGAUGUGGAAGCAGCACUGAAUGCCAUGAAGAAUGUGGCGAGACUGAUCAAUGAGAGGAAACGGCGCCUUGAGAACAUUGACAAGAUUGCCCAGUGGCAGAGCUCCAUAGAGGACUGGGAGGGUGACGACGUGCUCAGCAGGAGCUCUGACCUCAUCUUCUCAGGGGAGUUGACCAAGUUGUCUCAGCCUCAAGUCAAAAGUCAGCAGAGAAUGUUUUUCCUCUUCGACCAUCAGAUGGUUUACUGCAAAAAGGACCUCCUGCGCCGGGACAUGCUGUACUACAAGGGACGUAUGGACAUGGACCACAUUGAAGUGAUUGAUGUGGAGGACGGCAAAGAGAAGGACUUUAACAUCAGUGUGAAGAACGCUCUGAAGCUGCGGUCACUGGCUGGUGAUGAAGUCCACCUCCUCUGUGCUAAGAAGCCUGAGCAGAAGCAGCGCUGGCUCCGAGCCUUUGCUGAUGAGAGAAGGCGGGUCCAGCAUGACCACGACACAGGCUUCUCUCUCACAGAGGUGCAGAAGAAACAAGCCAUGCUGAAUGCCUGCAAAAGUCAUCCAGCUGGAAAACCUAAAGCAGUGACCAGACCCUACUAUGACUUCCUCCUGCGGCAGAAACAUCCCUCCCUCCCCACUGCUGUGCCCCAGCAGCAGGUCUUCAUGCUGGCUGAGCCCAAGCGCAAAACCUCCACCUUUUGGCACAACAUUGGAAGACUGACACCAUUCAAGAAAUAGUGGAAAGCUGUGGAGAGGAGUGACAGAGGAGGAGAAAGAGAAGAGCCCUCUGCUCGUGCCUGAACAGACCCUUUUUAAUUCUUCCUCUUUUCUUUCCUACUGGUAACAUUGCUCUAAUCGAUGUACUGAUUUAUUGUAGAAAUGAGGAUGAAGAUGAUGAAAAGGAGAUUUUUUUGAAAGCACUUUAUAGGUUGGUUAACAAUCAAACUUGAAAAUGGUCUCAUGGAGACAAUGAGUCAAACAUGGAGCGUGGACUCUUUCUUAAUCUACUACUACUAUACCUUCAAUAAAGCGCCAGCUGGUACUAAUACUACUACUGUACUGCUGCGAGUGAGUGAGUGAGUGCGGGACUCCUGACUGAACACGAUGCCUGUCAAUGAAACCAUGUUUUUUAUUUCCACCGUUGUCUUAUUUUAUUGAUUUUGACAGAUGCCAACAGCAGCAGUGCCAGAUUUGUUUUGUAUUUUGUUUGUUCUGUGUCCGCUUCUGACAAAAAGGGAAACCGGAAAGGAUCAAGUGUUUUUGUGCUUCUCUCUGUGCAGAUAGGAUCAUUUCAGCUGGAUUUUCUUUAUUUCUUUGCAACAUUUGUGGUGUUGUGUGAACACGUCUUAAAAGACAUAAGUGCAGCCCAAAGAAGAGUCAACUCAUCACAGAUAAGGAGCUUUUCUUUCCCCACACACUCCGGCGACACAUUCCUUGAGUCCGAUCCUUGACUCUUCCUUAUAACUACCACGUCAGUAAAUAAUAAUAAAAAAAGAAACAACCAGCUCUCUUUUCUUUUUUAAUUUUGACAUUUUUAAGUGCCAUUUGAAGUGUGCCAUGGAUGACGUACGAUGACAUGCAUGGAUGUGUUGAAUAUAUACUGUGAAGAAUAUUUUUUUAAUCUCUGAAGAUUCCAGCUAUAUUUAACCAGAUUCAGGAAGUGAAGGUUUCAUCGUGCUAUUUGGCGGACAGCAUCACACACACACACACACACACACAUGCACACACAAAUACAAAUAUUAUUUUAUUUAACUGUACUUCUGAUCUCCAGUAUCCCUUCUCUGUGUUUCUGGUCUCCAGUAUAAUAUAAUGUCAGAUCAGUGCAAACCAAUGAUAUGACUCUAUGACUCUGUAUAAGUGCAUUCAGUGGAAUGUACUCCAUCCACCUUUAUGUUCGAAUGUUUUAGCUCUGACAAUAUGGAAUAUUAAACAUUCCUACGCUGACAAACGUGGCUGUCAGGUUGGUUGAUUAUUUAUUGUUUAUUUGUUUAGUCAAUAAAAUUACAGCAAGAAAUGUUCUCCAAAGGAAUGUGGGCACAUCAACAUAUUGCUGCAAUUUCAAGUGGGUAGAAAAGGCUUUGAGCGAUAGUUUGGAGUUUGUUGAAACGUGUUUGAGGAAAACAACACAGCUGCAGUGAGAACCAGCAUGAGACAGGCAUAGUGACAGCAUGCCUGUCAGCAGGACACCAAGAAAGA